CGACGGCAGCACCACCGGCAGCGACACGGGCGUCGGCUCGGACCCCUGCCACUCCGACAGCGACGAGACGGCCUGGUCCGCCAGGCCCGUCGGCGCCCCCCCGGGGCUCGGCCUCGACGCGUGCACGGUGGCCCCCGCCAGGCGCACUCCCCUUCGCAGCCAGGCCGCCGCGUACUCGCCCCUCCGUAGCCAGGCCGAGGCGUUCGUCCCCCUGUGCCUCGCGCUGGCCGCGAGCGCCCCAGGCGCCGGCGCCCACGCAGAGGAGGGCGCGAAGGAGGCCAGGAAGACGACGGUGAUGAUGUGCAACGUGCCCCUCUCCUACACGUGCGACUCACUGAUCGGCCUGCUGGAGUCCAAGGGGUUCUCAGGGGGGUCGGCGCACUUUGUCUACGUCCCCAUGAACUUCACCGAGAUGCUCGGCGUCGGAUACGCGUUCUUGAACAUGACCACCCCCGAGCGAGCGGAGGAGUUCAUGCUUGCCUUCGAGGGCUUCGACGGCUGGGCAUCCUCGUUCUCCAAGACGGCGUGCAGCAUGCGCUGGAGCAACUGCCAGGGCCUCAGCGAGAACGUCAGCCGCUAUCGGAACAGCCCCAUGAUGAGCGAGGAGGUGCCGGCGUUCUACAAGCCGGUCCUCCUGAGAGACGGCGUGCGGGUCCCGUUCCCGAAGCCCACGAAGCAGCUGCGCACACUGAGCCCGUUCUCCAUGCUCUCCGCCAUCAGCCCAGCGGACACCCUGCCGCUGAAGGUGUUCCUGUCGGACGACGACGGCAGCACCACCGGCAGCGACACGGGCGUCGGCUCGGACCCCUGCCACUCCGACAGCGACGAGACGGCCUGGUCCGCCAGGCCCGUCGGCGCCCCCCCGGGGCUCGGCCUCGACGCGUGCACGGUGGCCCCCGCCAGGCGCACUCCCCUUCGCAGCCAGGCCGCCGCGUACUCGCCCCUCCGUAGCCAGGCCGAGGCGUUCGUCCCCCUGUGCCUCGCGCUGGCCGCGAGCGCCCCAGGCGCCGGCGCCCACGCAGAGGAGGGCGCGAAGGAGGCCAGGAAGACGACGGUGAUGAUGUGCAACGUGCCCCUCUCCUACACGUGCGACUCACUGAUCGGCCUGCUGGAGUCCAAGGGGGGGUCGGCGCACUUUGUCUACGUCCCCAUGAACUUCACCGAGAUGCUCGGCGUCGGAUACGCGUUCUUGAACAUGACCACCCCCGAGCGAGCGGAGGAGUUCAUGCUUGCCUUCGAGGGCUUCGACGGCUGGGCAUCCUCGUUCUCCAAGACGGCGUGCAGCAUGCGCUGGAGCAACUGCCAGGGCCUCAGCGAGAACGUCAGCCGCUAUCGGAACAGCCCCAUGAUGAGCGAGGAGGUGCCGGCGUUCUACAAGCCGGUCCUCCUGAGAGACGGCGUGCGGGUCCCGUUCCCGAAGCCCACGAAGCAGCUGCGCACACUGAGGCGCCGCAAGGGAAAGGAGCAGGAGGGCGAGGACACCCUGCCGCUGAAGGUGUUCCUGUCGGACGACGACGGCAGCACCACCGGCAGCGACACGGGCGUCGGCUCGGACCCCUGCCACUCCGACAGCGACGAGACGGCCUUGGCCGGCCAGGGGACCCCCAGGGGGUCGGGCACUUUGUCUACGUCCCAGAAACUUCACCGAGAUGCUCGCGUCGGAUACGCGUUCUUGAACAUGACCACCCCCGAGCGAGCGGAGGAGUUCAUGCUUGCCUUCGAGGGCUUCGACGGCUGGGCAUCCUCGUUCUCCAAGACGGCGUGCAGCAUGCGCUGGAGCAACUGCCAGGGCCUCAGCGAGAACGUCAGCCGCUAUCGGAACAGCCCCAUGAUGAGCGAGGAGGUGCCGGCGUUCUACAAGCCGGUCCUCCUGAGAGACGGCGUGCGGGUCCCGUUCCCGAAGCCCACGAAGCAGCUGCGCACACUGAGGCGCCGCAAGGGAAAGGAGCAGGAGGGCGAGGACACCCUGCCGCUGAAGGUGUUCCUGUCGGACGACGACGGCAGCACCACCGGCAGCGACACGGGCGUCGGCUCGGACCCCUGCCACUCCGACAGCGACGAGACGGCCUGGUCCGCCGGGCCCGUCGGCGCCCCCCCGGGGCUCGGCCCCGACGCGUGCACGGUGGCCCCCGCCAGGCGCACUCCCCUUCGCAGCCAGGCCGCCGCGUACUCGCCCCUCCGCAGCCAGGCCGAGGCGUUCGUCCCCCUGUGCCUCGCGCUGGCCGCGAGCGCCCCAGGCGCCGGCGCCCACGCAAAGGAGGGCGCGAAGGAGGCCAGGAAGACGACGGUGAUGAUGUGCAACGUGCCCCUCUCCUACACGUGCGACUCACUGAUCGGCCUGCUGGAGUCCAAGGGGGGGUCGGCGCACUUUGUCUACGUCCCCAUGAACUUCACCGAGAUGCUCGGCGUCGGAUACGCGUUCUUGAACAUGACCACCCCCGAGCGAGCGGAGGAGUUCAUGCUUGCCUUCGAGGGCUUCGACGGCUGGGCAUCCUCGUUCUCCAAGACGGCGUGCAGCAUGCGCUGGAGCAACUGCCAGGGCCUCAGCGAGAACGUCAGCCGCUAUCGGAACAGCCCCAUGAUGAGCGAGGAGGUGCCGGCGUUCUACAAGCCGGUCCUCCUGAGAGACGGCGUGCGGGUCCCGUUCCCGAAGCCCACGAAGCAGCUGCGCACACUGAGGCGCCGCAAGGGAAAGGAGCAGGAGGGCGAGGACACCCUGCCGCUGAAGGUGUUCCUGUCGGACGACGACGGCAGCACCACCGGCAGCGACACGGACGUCGGCUCGGACCCCUGCCACUCCGACAGCGACGAGACGGCCUGGUCCGCCGGGCCCGUCGGCGCCCCCCCGGGGCUCGGCCCCGACGCGUGCACGGCGCCGAGCGCCCACCACCCACGCCAAGGAGGGCGCGAGGAGGCCAGGAAGACGACGGUGAUGAUGUGCAACAUGCUCGGCGUCGGAUACGCGUUCUUGAACAUGACCACCCCCGAGCGAGCGGAGGAGUUCAUGCUUGCCUUCGAGGGCUUCGACGGCUGGGCAUCCUCGUUCUCCAAGACGGCGUGCAGCAUGCGCUGGAGCAACUGCCAGGGCCUCAGCGAGAACGUCAGCCGCUAUCGGAACAGCCCCAUGAUGAGCGAGGAGGUGCCGGCGUUCUACAAGCCGGUCUUCCUGAGAGACGGCGUGCGGGUCCCGUUCCCGAAGCCCACGAAGCAGCUGCGCACACUGAGGCGCCGCAAGGGAAAGGAGCAGGAGGGCGAGGACUGAGUGGGUAAGGCAGCGCUUGUCCCUGUGAUUGCGCUCGGCGGCUCUCUUCCGGCCCCUGCUCGAUGCCUCAUCCCGUUCUCCAUGCUCUCCGCCAUCAUCCCAGCGGCAUUCGCCCACUGGUAGUACUGGUUGGCAUGCUACCCUUUGGCCUGCAAGCCUCACUGCGAACGAGGUUCGGCGAGGGUCGUUCAUGUGGACCGAGAAGCCCAGCAGAUUGUGCGGCAGCUACAAC
Molecule: messenger RNA, 3494 nt
Organism: Prorocentrum cordatum
Lineage: Eukaryota; Dinophyceae; Prorocentrales; Prorocentraceae
Source: the annotation of a GenBank genome assembly